This is a messenger RNA of Prorocentrum cordatum, 3944 nucleotides long. NCBI's taxonomy places the organism in Eukaryota, Dinophyceae, Prorocentrales, Prorocentraceae. The record is from the annotation of a GenBank genome assembly.
GCCAGUGGCGCCAGCGCGCCAUGGCGGCCGACAACGGAGCAGCUGGGGUGCAGCUGCUAGAUUCUCGUGGGAUCGGCAAGGUGCCGACAUUCUCAGGCAAGAGGGAGGGCUUCGAGGAUUGGAUCUUCCCGUUUGAAUCCUUCUGCGGCCUGCUGGGCUGGACGGCGGGCCUGGAGCGGUCAAGAGACACUGAGGAGCCGCUGACUGCGGAAGACCUCGGCGAGCAGGGAGUGCUGGUAGGCAGGAGCUUGUACCACCUGCUGGCGAGCACCACGAAAGGCACGGCGCAGAGCAUCGUGAAGCUCUGCCCGCGAGGCGACGGUUUCGAAGCAAUGCGGAGGCUGUACAAGGAGUGCAGGCCGAGACUGAAUGAGGAGCACGGCCAGAUGCUCCAGCAGAUCCUGACGCCGACGUGGUGGAAGGAUCGCGAGGGUAAGGAGCGCAUCACAGAGGUGCUGAUCGCUUGGGACGAGGUGAUCUCGAGGUAUGAGCGCGCGACUGGAGAGCAGGUCGCGCAGAACAUGAAGACGAGCACGAUCAUGGCCCACGCACCAGAGGAGGUGAAGGUCAUGCUACGCUCGGCGCAGCGCGAGGUGCGCAGCGACAUCACACAGAUGAGGAACUGCAUCUUCGAGGCGGUGAUCGGCCAGAGCGGAGUGGUCUCGAGGCCGCCGACCGCGAACAAGGGGAGCAACGACAUGGACGUCGACGCGAUCUCCAAGGGAAAGGGCAAGGACAGCAAGGACAAGUGCCAGAUCUGCCACAAGCCGAGCCACACGGCCCGCGACUGCUUCUGGCGUGACAAGGGGAAGCAGAAGGGCGACGGAAAAGGUCGAGGAGCAGGCGCGGGAUCCAAGGGCGGAAAGGACGCCAAAGGCAAAGGCAAGGACAGCUACACCUUCACGGGGAAGUGCGACUAUUGCCACAAGACGGGCCACAAGAAGGCAGACUGCAAGAAGCGGAUCGCCGACGAGAGGGCCAAAGGCAAUGCGGCCAUCGAGCAGGGGGGCACGGACCCGAAGACGGUGGCCAAGAUCGAGUACGCGGAGUACGAGUGCGGGAUCUGCGACGACGACCAGCUCUACUGCAUGGCGAUGGAGGUGGAGGAUCCUGAGACGGAGUGCUGCGGCAUGGAGCUCGUGGAGACGACCUUCAUCACGCUGGACACGGCGAGCGACUGCCACGUGGGGCCGACUUGCUUCGGAGAAGGAUGCAGGAAAGGCGAGGAUCGCGGACCAAGGUUGCUGGAUGCGCAGCGGAAUGAGAUCAAGAUGGGCUCCAUUGCGACGGUGCCGAUGGCGGUUGCUGACGACUGCGAGCAGCUGAAGCUGCUGAAGGCGGACUUCAGGCUGGGUGACACGGUAUCGAAGCCAAUCCUCUCGUUGCUGGAGGUGAUGGACAAGGGUGCCGAGUUCUGGCUGAGCGCGAAGACGGGCAUGUGCAUGUGCCUUGGCGGUGACCUCAGCAGGGGCAUCCCGCUCACCCGGAAGAACAACACGCUGGGAUUCAACGCGGAGACCUUCAAGACAGCUACGGAGGCGAAGGAGUUCGCGGCCAGCGUGAACGCGAAUGAGCAGCAGGAGGAGGCGUUCGUGCCGACGCCUGGGGCUGCGGGCAGCGGAGCAGCGACAGCGGCACCGGCUGCACCCGCGGCUGCCGCCUCGGAUCCAGAGCGAGGCGGAGCAGCUGAGGGCGCGGGGGGAGAGCGACUGGCUCGACAUCCUGUGCUACUACGCGAAGGGCAGGAGAUCGUCCUGCACCCUUCCAGCCGCGUGGAGGACACGCGGGCGAGGCUCAAGGAGAUGGGCCAGCCAAUCUACGGCAGAAAGGACGAGCUGUGGGCUAGGCUCAGCGAUGCGGAGCGGAGGCUCACGGCGCACCACAUGAAGAUGAAGGAGUUGGAGCGCAGGCACGAGGAAUCCGUUCAGGGAGGACCCUCGAUAGCACCACGAGAAGUAGCAGGGCCAGCAGCGCCCACGGAUGCAGAACGAGCAGCUCAUGAACUGCUUCACCUCACGAGGGCGCCGUGGUGCGAAGCCUGCGCGCGGGGGAACGAGACGACCAAGCCGCGCAAGACCCUGACAUUCGAUCAGAAGGACACUGGGAAGGCGCAGAUCACCCUGGACUUCUGCUACCUGAAGACCAACGGCGACUGGGCGGAGAUCGGAGAUGUGGAGCCGCCAGCGGCGGACAUCUUCGCGACGACGCUGGUGAUGGCAGACAGGGACACGCUGAUGUUCAAUGCAGUCUCGAUGCCCACCAAGGCGGUCACGGACUACGCAAUAGCCAGCGUGAGCAGCUUCAUCGAGGGCAUGCAUCUCACGACGGCGGACAUCAAGACGGACGGCGAGCCCACGAUCGUGAACUUGGUGGAGGAGGUGCGGAAGAGGCUGAACAAGAGCUUCAAGCUGGAGGAGAAGCGUGGGAACCUGAAGGACAGCCAGAGCAUGGGCGCGAUCGAGGCUCCGAUCAGAUGGUUUCAGGCGAAGGUGAGGACGUACAAAUUCGACUUGGAGAAGCGCUAUGGCAUGAAGAUCACGGCGGACGCACCGAUCUGGUGCUGGCUUACACGAUACGUUAGCUGGGCUACCUCUACGUACAGACCACGAGCCGAUGGGAGGACAUCCCAUCAGGCAGCCUACGGAGUGACCUACAACGGAGAGAUUCUCCCCUUUGGCGAGACGGCUCUCUUCAAGACCCCGAUCUCCCACAUGAGGCAGAUCACGACCACGUCUCUGAAGCGCAAGGGCGAGUCGAGCUUCGUGAAGGGCAUCUGGAUCGGGAAGCACAAGGAGAGCGACGACCACUUGUUCUUGACGCCAGCAGGCUGGCACCGCGCAAGAACAUGCAGGCGGCUGGAGCCAGCAUUGCGAGCAGAUGAUAAGCUGAUGAAGGCAGUGAAGGCCCUACCCUGGGACGCGAGGAGCGCUAAGCCGUGCGAGCUACUGCCCGGGAUUCAGAGGCCGAUGCCCACGAUCGUUCUGACGGCGGCGGAGCAGAAGGCGAAGACCGAGGAGAAGAGCACGACGGAUGCGGACGUGCCGACGACACCGCGAGGUCUGAUCAGACCUGCCGAUGUUGAGGACUUCGGUGCACCAGGCAAGCGCGCGAAGCACGUGGACGCCAUCUCGCUCGACGACCCUAUCGACUACAGCAUCCUGGACAGGAUGGGCACAGACUGCUACAUGACGGUCAGCGGACUGGAGCCCGCGGUGGAACUCAAAGGCAAGCGCGAAGCACUAGAGUAUCUGGCGAUCUUGGCGGAGAUGGGCAAGCCGACCGAUAUCGUUUGGGCGCUCAACGAGAUGCUACCUGGGCAGCGCGUGGCAGGCGCUGGCUGGGUAGACAAGGUGGCGAAGACUCUGAAGGGAGAAGGCUUCGACAGGAGUGAGUGCCAGCCGCAGUUUUACUACCACAGGGAGAAGAAGAUCCUGAUCGAGGUGCACAUGGACGACUUCCACGGCGAGGGUCCAAUCGGCAACCUGGACGGGGUCAUCAAACGGCUGCGGGAGGUGUUCGACCUGAAGGCGACGGACGUCAUCAGGCAGGGACGCUACUCACACCUGAAGCGUGACAGGCUGAGGCUCAUGAACGGCAACAUCAUGCUGAGGCCGAACGUGGGGCAUAUUGACGACCUGAUCUACGUGACGGGCAUGGAGAAGGCCAAGCCAGCGAAGGUGCCAAGCUUGACUGAGGAGGACCCGACAUGGAGCCCUGAAUUGGACGAGAUCGAGAGGGCGAAGUUUCGCACAGGAGUUGGGAUCGCGCUCUACAUCUCGCCCGACAGAGCGGACAUCCAGCGGGGCGUGCAGCUGCUGACCAGGAACCUGAGUCAGCCGACGGAGUUUGACAGGAAGCGACUGGUGAAGCUGGUGAGGUACCUGAAGGGGGCAAAGACGUUUGGAGUGUUUUUGGAGAAGCCAACUGGGAGCAAGCCUGGAUAA